Molecule: messenger RNA, 534 nt
Organism: Suhomyces tanzawaensis NRRL Y-17324
Lineage: Eukaryota; Fungi; Ascomycota; Pichiomycetes; Serinales; Debaryomycetaceae
Exons: 1
Coding region: 240-425 (61 amino acids)
Source: RefSeq, a predicted model, not a curated record
UUUUUAUCAGAUUUUCAGACACGCCCUAGUAGUAGGUGCCAAAGAACUGGGACAAUUCCUGAGUUCAGGAAUAUCUGUUCAUCUUAGAGCAAACAGUAUGAUGUAGCUGCAACCUGUGAAAAGAGCUAUUUUCGAAAGUACAAUUAAAUGAAAAGGUGUUAUAAUUUUUCCAUUAUUAUCAUAAAAUUCGACAAAAAUGGCGAUUUUGUAAGAAUGGUGAAAUAUUUUGAUUUUCUAUAAUGAUCAUGAUUCCCAUAGAGAUAGUGAACCACCCGCACUUCAUUUGUAGAAGUAAAGUGUCGAAGUCAAGUAAACUAGAUUGCGGAUUGAUUGGUUUUGAACCCAAUCGGACCUAUAUAUCCGACUCCACCUUCUACAAUGAUGACCAUAUAUGUCUGGAAACCGGUGAAUCUCAUAAGUUCUAAUCUACUCAAGACUUAGGGCUAUACCCUAGCACAUUAUGAAGUAUGUUAGGUUACAUAUACGAAAUUUUUUUUUUUCUGAGACAGUGCUCCUCGUUUGCCUUUACACGAG